Molecule: messenger RNA, 2546 nt
Organism: Sitodiplosis mosellana (orange wheat blossom midge)
Lineage: Eukaryota; Metazoa; Arthropoda; Insecta; Diptera; Cecidomyiidae
Exons: 5
Coding region: 127-2181 (684 amino acids)
Source: RefSeq, a predicted model, not a curated record
AAUGAUUUCAUUCUUUUCAAAUCCAAAGUGUCACUUGCAUUUGCUGCUGGUGGUUGCAACAUGAGCUCUGAGAUAACUCUGUACAAUUUUAUUUUCUUCGUUCGUGCGAUCUGUUUGUGAAAAAUAAUGGGGAGGCUACGUCAUCAAGAAAUGCGAAAAGAACUGAAAAAAUUCAAAGUAUACAUCCAGCAAAUCAGUUCACCGGCCGAAUUUUGGUUGCAAAUACCGAGUCCGCAUGGAUUGGCGAAUUUGUGUGCGGCUCAAAAUCAAAAUGUACACCGCAAAACAGUAACCAAGGAUCACAAUCAAUAUUUGGUAAGAGACAAUGAGACGGUGUUUGCAUGGAAGUGUCAUUUAGCAUUCAUCGCACCGACAAACUCGCACACCACCACCGCUUGGUCACUGUCGGCCAAUGAUAAAUUCAUCGAAUACACUAAACGUUUUGAUGAGCUAGCCAUUUCGAUACCGUGUUUGUCUAGCGCUACAUCGAUUUCGACGGCUGUCAUUUUGUGGGGCCUGCGACAGCAUCGUAUGAAUGCACUUGAUGCGACCGAAGAUGAUUGGGAGAAUCUAAAUUUAAUGUUGAUUUUCCAAGGUGUUGCCCGAUCAAUCACCGAUAUUGAAAUCAUACAACAUUUGGCACGUGUUCCACAGGAUUUUGUCGCAUAUCCAAGCGUACAAUUGACAGACGAUAAAAUUGUCCAAUUUGAAAAUCACACGAGAUAUUCGAAUAGAAAAUGGCAACCGGUUGAACCAAGCACGACAAAGGAAUUUGUUGGAAUGCCCGUGUUCAUUGACAAUCAGAUGAUGAUCUUUGUGCAAGAGUCGCAUCAUCAAAAACGCAUUGCCGAAAUGACAUACGAAAUAAAGAAAAAGUACUCGAAACGAGAAAAACGACUAAUCACAAAUUGGAGACGUGGCGAAAUGUGCAUCGCCGAUGGCACUUACUAUCGAGCUGAGAUCCGGACCGUCUUCCCAAGAGAGCAAUCAUGUUUGGUGUAUUUCGUUGACUUUGGCGUCGAGGAUACGAUUGAUUUCAAGGAUUUGUGGCGGUGUACAUUAUUCAAAAAUGUGCCGAUUCAAGUGCGAAAAUGUCAUGUGCAGAAAAUCAAACUUCCGUCAAAGAAGGGAAAAAUAUGUCCAUCGAGAGCUGUGCACAAAUUCACAAUUGACAUGAUUCGCGGCAAAACUUGUUCAUUCUACAUUCAUGACAAUUUGGACUCAACACGAAUUGACUCCAUUCCUUGUACUGUGCGACCGUUGAAUGAACCACUUGACUUGGCAUCAGAGCUGGUUAGUUAUCACAUGGUGGGAAUCACAUCGGAUUUCAAGCGAACAGACAAAUUCGAUGAGGAAAAACGCAAACGCACCGAAUGCGAUGAUAAGGUUCUGAUGCCAAGCACGGAAUUAGAAUCAUUCGAUGAUUUUAAAUGGUUUUAUGAGCGUAAAAAGGCUGUAAUUCCAUUACGGAAGUCAACUGACUCUGCUGAAGAUAACCGGAAGUUCGAAGUGUUUGAUCAUUCACGUCAAAUGGAGGAACCUCGUGAAAAAAACAAAACAGUAACGAUAGUUGAAAAGCAAAUCGAGAGCCAACCACACCCAUUGGUGGAUAAAAUCACCAAACAUUUUCAUCUAUCGACACCAAAAGAGCUGGCCUUUUAUUGUCAACCGCUGUUUGUGAUCGACCCGAUUACGAUUUUAGUGGUUCCAAUCAAUGCAGCCCCCAGAUUUAUUGACAUGGACACAAAACCAACCAACAAUCCACUUCUGCCAGAAAACGCCCCGUGCAUAGCACUCUUGGACAAAAAAUGGCAUCGUGGCAUUGUGUGGGAACAACUCUCAACAGAUGAAUACACCAUUUUAUGUGCUGACACGCUGAAAUUGAUCGAAGUGAAGAGAGAUUUUGUUCAAGUCUGUCCUCCCGAUUUACUCCACACAAAAUUGGAAUGCAUGAAAGUGCGUUUCAGCGAAAUGAUGUCACAUCCACGUUUACGCUCACAAGAUCUGUGCCAUCAACUAUCGAAGGCUCUUUUAGAUAAGAAAUUGUGUCUAUUUGUAAGAAUCGUUCGAGUACACAGCGAUGAAGUGCCUGAAAUCAAAUUAAACCUCAAUGAACAUUCAAAGAAAAGCAUUUGUACCGAAUUGGUUGAUCAGAAAUAUUACAAACAAUUGAAGCGUUGAACCUCAAUCAGAAGCAUUUCUUUUUCGUUCGCAUUUUGAUUCUGGAAAUAUGUGCGGUUGCGACGAAGACAACAAAAAGACAACAAACUCGAAAAAAAAUUUUUAAAUGAUUUUUAUAUCCAGAGUAGAAAUUGAUGUGCGCCUUCAGCCAAACCUAAAGUGAAUAAAAAAAAUUAAUCAGCUAUGACAAUUCAUAUACCAUUUAAUUUCAAAUGAAAUGAAAAAAAAAUAUUGGAAAUUCAUUGGCAUGAAAAAGUGCAUUAAAUGAGUCGACGAAUGUUCGGGUGAUAAUUGAAAUGGUUUGUUUUGACCUGCAAAACGGGCAAUAUUAUGAAAACAAUAAAAAUCGAGUUCAAUAUAUUGCA